UGCAGUGGGGAGCUAGUGCAAUCUUUGGCCAACGCGAGGCGCGACUACGUGCACUCCGGUGAAGACCACUACUCAGAAGUGACAACGAAGGCGUCCGAGCUCUGCGAGAGCUUGGGCGACCUUGCGGUCGUUGCACGCCGGCGAGACUUCGAACCGUUCCUGUACGGUCAGGACUCUUUGGAGUACGUACGGGGCCAGAUAGUCGCACCGGCCUCUCGGACGAAGGAGCUCACUCAGGCUCUUGGUUUGCGUAGGCUGGAGCUCCGAGACGACUCACGGCUCUGCAACGAUUACAUAGAGUUUGGCGUCGGCGACAUCGACGAGAUCGUAGAUAUCAUGGACGAAAUGCGCCUCUACUACGCCCACACGACUACCCAAACGAAGUAG
Messenger RNA from Klebsormidium nitens, 387 nucleotides. The record is from the annotation of a GenBank genome assembly. NCBI's taxonomy places the organism in Eukaryota, Viridiplantae, Streptophyta, Klebsormidiophyceae, Klebsormidiales, Klebsormidiaceae.